Messenger RNA from Gasterosteus aculeatus aculeatus (three-spined stickleback), 2101 nucleotides. RefSeq names its product ubiquitin-conjugating enzyme E2F (putative) (gene ube2f). The record is from RefSeq and is a predicted model, not a curated record. Lineage: Eukaryota; Metazoa; Chordata; Actinopteri; Perciformes; Gasterosteidae.
ACGGACGGCACGUCCGGCGCUUCCGUUACCCAUGACACCGGAGCGAAGUUCUGACAGCUGAUUCCACAAUCAGCUUAUAUCCCCUCCGGCCCCCCAAAUAAUCACUAUUGAAGUUAGUUACAGUCGGACGUGACUCCACUAACCUCCGGCCGGGGUUGCAGGCAGCGCCUUGAACGGAGGAGGGCGGCUGGUUAUGGUGUAGCACGGAGCGCUAGCUCCGAGAAAGCAGCUGUUUGAGCGGCGGGGCGGCGGAGCACAGCGGCGCAGCUAUGCUCACGUUGGCCAGUAAGCUGAAGAGAGAUGACGGGGGAAAGACGGGCCGUGCCUCCGGAGCCUCCGACUCCACCCACAGGGUCUCCAUCAGGGACCGCCUCCUUACCAAAGAAGUUGCAGAACUUGAAGCCCAUCUCCCUAGUACAUGCAAAGCCAGUUUCCCAGACGAGGACAAGCUGCAUCAUUUUCAGCUGGCAGUGUCUCCUGAUGAGGGUUACUACCAAAGUGGAAGGUUUGAGUUUGAAAUAAACGUCCCUGAAGCCUAUAACAUGGUGCCUCCUAAAGUGAGAUGUCUGACCAGAAUAUGGCAUCCGAACAUCACAGAGACGGGAGAGAUCUGCUUGAGCUUAUUGCGGGAACACUCUAUUGAUGGCACAGGCUGGGCCCCCACUAGAACUUUAAAGGACGUUGUGUGGGGAUUGAACUCCUUGUUUACCGACCUGUUGAACUUUGAUGACCCUUUGAACAUCGAUGCAGCAGAACAUCAUCUGAAGGACAAGGAGGAUUUUCGGAAAAAGGUUCAAGAUUACAUCAAGCACUACGCCAGAUGAUAGAACCGUGGUCUUCCUAAUUCAGCCUGCACCAACCAACCAACCAACCAAACUGCUCUACCUGGCUAAUCUCGGCCGACCCACCACCCGCACAUGUGUGACUCAACAGCUGGCUCGUUCUCCCUCCCCUGCUGCCCCGCUGUCCACGAGACUGCAAUAAACUCCGCAUCACAAGGACGGAAUUAGAAAUAAAUAAAUAAAUAAAAAAUGUGUUUGAGUGAAGACUUGCAUACAAAAGCAGAUGACGCUUAAGUCAUCCUGAUAGAUUGAGCGUUACGACGACCACAAUGUCCGGUCCAUGUUGGAAGACCACCGUAUGACGGCGUCUCCGCAGAGGAGUCCCUGAGCCGCAGUCUGAGACGACAACCGGCAAGGUGACGUGGGGACGAAAGAAAUGAAAUUGCAAUCAGCUAAAGAAAAUAACUAACGAACCAAGAGGUGAAAUAUGUGUUGCUAUCAGUUCGCUGUUCCAGUGCCUGCUAUGUUUGUGUCGCUAGAGACAAAAUGCAUGUGAGUUCAGUCACAUAAACGCACAGUCACACCCUGUAGUAAAAUGUAAACACAUACAUGUACACGGGCCUCCAAGGCCAUUAGACAGCAUGCGAAUGACCACAUUGUCCAUUCUGUCAUUCUCCUCACAUGUGCGCACACACACACACGCGCAACUCACAAACACACUGUUUAGUGUGUUCACCUGCAGUUGGAUAAAGAAUGACUACAAAAACCACAGCCAAAUGUGUUGUACCGUUAGCUUCAGCUCUCUGUGCCCUUUUGUCGUCUUUCCUCCCUCGACCCCUCUUAUGUCUCACACACACAGACACACACACACAGGAUGGAGGGGUUCAUUCAUCCUAUAGUGCCAUCAGACAGAUAUAGAAUGACGCCUGUUUGUUGUGUGGUUGCAGUAGGUUUAAAGUGGAACAAUGACUAUGAGUUUAAAGUACUGAUGCAGGUCUUUUAAUUGCAUAACGGAUGAAAGCGUGGGGAUCGACUGUUCUGGAUGGUUCUGCCCGCUCUGUUCUCGCCCACAACAGGGAGCUGGUUUCACUGAACAGCAAGCAGAAGAUUUAGCAGUUAAAGAAUAUUGAUGUAAAUAUUUAAAGUCAUUGUCCUGAAAUUAGGACAGGAAUUCUGGAACAGUCUAUGGGUGAAGUUUUCCUUUAAAGCUGAAAGACGGCACUUUUACCUCACAGUUAUUGUUUCAUGUUUUUGUCAUCGUGCUGCAAUAUUGAAUAAAAUACAAUUUACUGUCCCAAGACUGUUAGGACUACGUUGUA